AUGGACCCGGUCGUGGUGCGACCGUUAAUUUCGUCUCAGCCCUAUUUGUUCCUUCCUCCAACCAACGAAUCUCCCGCCGACACCCUCUCUCUUCAUUUUUAGACCCAACAAACAAAGCCUCGUCUCAACAGCGGGCCUUCAUCUUCCCUCCUGAACCGUAGCAUUCAUUCAUUGCCUAAAUUCUUCACUGAAGUUUUGAUUCCUCACUUCUGUUUGCAUAGAUCCAGUCAAACACAUUCCGUGUGUUGAUUUUUGCAGAGCGGGAAAUGGAUCGGUACCAGAAGGUGGAGAAGCCGAGGGAGGAGACUCCUAUGAACGAAAAUGAGAUCAGAAUCACCGCGCAGGGGAGGCUGAGGAACUACAUUACCUACGCCAAUAACCUUCUUCAGGAGAAAGGGGCUAAAGAAAUAGCACUCAAGGCAAUGGGAAGAGCAAUAAAUAAAACAGUGAUUGUUGCUGAAUUGAUAAAGAGAAGAGUUGCAGGUCUCCAUCAGAAUACUACCAUUGGUUCUGUUGAUAUCACAGAUACAUGGGAACCUUUGGAAGAAGGACUUGUUCCCCUAGAGACAGUCCGUCAUGUGUCUGUGAUAACAGUCACCCUGUCCAAGACGGAGUUGAAUUGCUCUUCCCCAGGGUACCAACCACCAAUUCCCGCUGAUCAAGUGAAUUCAGUGGCCACAUAUGAUUAUGAAAGGAGGGCUACAAACAAUGGAGUAGUAGUAAGGAAUGAUGAAGAUGGUGGAUGGGAAGGAGAGCGCAGUAUCACUGGAAGAGGCAGAGGCAGAGGGCGUGGUCGUGGAAGAGGCCGUGGUUAUCCAGGACGGGGGAGAGCCUAUGUAACUAGGAAUGAUAUCUACAGUGCAUCGGGAACAACAAUACCUGCUCAAGUUCGUGGCAGAGGCAGAAGUAAUGGCAGGGGUCGAGGGAAUGGCAGAGGGAUACCCCGCGGAGUGUUCAAACCAAAUGUUACCAUUCAGGCAGCAGCAGCCUAAGAUUUCAGCUGUGCAGUAGCACUUACUUCCCACUUCCCACCGCUUAUAGCUUUUCCUAUACUGCUUUAUAUAAGCUACUGCUUUUCUCUAUGCAAUCGCCACUGUUUUGUAGGUUUUAAUGGUUUUUUUCUUCCUGUUUUAGUGCUAACAGAAACUUUUUCUGUAUAAAAAAAUAUUGUUUUCUUGAAUAAUAGAUCCGGACAAUGCAUCAUCCUUAUUGCCGUA
Messenger RNA from Cuscuta epithymum, 1217 nucleotides. The record is from the annotation of a GenBank genome assembly. Lineage: Eukaryota; Viridiplantae; Streptophyta; Magnoliopsida; Solanales; Convolvulaceae.